Messenger RNA from Cajanus cajan (pigeon pea), 2048 nucleotides. RefSeq names its product pol-like 2 (gene PLL2). Gene Ontology annotation, biological process: protein dephosphorylation. NCBI's taxonomy places the organism in Eukaryota, Viridiplantae, Streptophyta, Magnoliopsida, Fabales, Fabaceae. The record is from RefSeq and is a predicted model, not a curated record. Gene Ontology annotation, molecular function: protein serine/threonine phosphatase activity.
UGCCACACCCACAUCCAAAGCUCAAAACUUGAACCCUUCCUUCGAUUCUGCUCUCCAAUGGGUAACCGAAUCGGUAACCUCUUUCGCUGUUCCACCGGCGACUCCUCCGGGAGGUUCGAGGACAGAGUUUCCUUCCUCUCCAAGCAACGCCACAGAGACCUCGGAAACUCCAUCUGCUACGUGAGACCCGACACGUGUCGGUUCUCCGGCGACGGAGACGUCACCGUCAUGACUUUCCGGUCGGUCUUCGGCGCCACCGUGAGCGCAAACUCGUCGGCGACGGCUUCGACGUCGCUCGACGACUCGCUCCAACACGGCACCGUUUUGGAUUCCUCUGCUUCGUUUCAGAGCUCUGCCUCCUUCACUUCCACCGUGGUGCCUUUUGAUCGUGGAUUCUCUGUGGGAGGGUCCACGGAAAGAGGGUUGUAUUGGGGUCCUUACGAUCGUGAUGGCUCCAUUGAGAGAGUUUCUCCUGAGGAACCUGUGAAGAAGGUGAAGAGAAGUAGCAGAAUUUUGAAAAAGUUUUUCAGCAAGUUUUCUUCCAUUGGGAGAAUGUCGAUUUUCAAGAAAAAUGACAACGCUAAUGCUAGAGUUAGUUGUAGUACUAAUUUGAGUGCUGAGUUGAGUUUGAAUGGUGUUGAGGGUGAUAACUAUUUGGAUGAUGAUGAUGAUGAUGAUGAUGUGUUGAUGGGGUGUGAGAAUCUUCAUUGGGCUCAAGGGAGAGGUGGUGAGGAUCGUGUGCAUAUUGUGAUUUGUGAGGAUCAUGGAUGGGUUUUUGUGGGGAUUUAUGAUGGGUUUAAUGGCCCUGAUGCCACUGAUUUCCUUCUCAACAAUUUGUUUUAUGCUGUGAAUGACGAGCUCAAGGAGAUGCUGUGUGGUCACAACAAGAAGUUUGAAUCCAUGGCUAUGGAUUCAGGCUCUUUGGAGUUUAAGGGAAAUGGGUUGGUUCAUGGUUGUUGUUCUUCAGGUGAAAACAAAGAAAACUGUCCAAUAGUAAAUGAAGAGUUGAAUUUGGAAUGUGGAAAAGUGGAGUUGAGUGACUCAAAUCAUGUGUUGCAAGCUCUUUCAGAGGCGUUGAGGAAGACUGAGGAUGCAUUCAUGAGGAUUUCUGAUGAGAUGAUUGGUCACAACCCUGUGUUGGCAAUGAUGGGUUCUUGUGUUUUGGUGAUGGUGAUGAAGGGUCAAGAUGUUUACUUGAUGAAUGUGGGAGAUAGUCGUGCUGUGUUGGCCACUCACUCUGGGGAUUCUCUUCAGCUCACCAUGGAGCAUAGCACUCAUGCGAAAGAGGAGGUUUACAGAAUCAGGAGGGAGCACCCUGAUGACCCUUUAGCAGUAACCAAAGGCCGGGUGAAGGGUUGCUUGAGUGUCACAAGGGCUUUUGGGGCUGGGUUCCUUAAGCAGCCUAAGCAAAACAAUGCAGUGUUAGAGACUUUCAGAGUGAGCUACAUAGGGGAAUCCCCAUACAUCACAUGUUCCCCUUCACUCCACCACCACAAACUCAGUCCAAAUGACAAGUUCCUGAUAUUAUCUUCUGAUGGACUCUACCAAUACUUCACCAACGAAGAAGCAGCUGCCAAAGUAGAGUCAUUCAUCACCAUGUUUCCAGAUAGAGAUCCUGCACAACUUCUCAUUGAAGAAGCACUUACUCGAGCAGCAAAAAAGGCUGGUAUAGAGUUCCAUGAGUUGCUUGAUAUUCCACAAGGGGAACGCCGUCAUUACCAUGAUGACAUUUCUAUUGUCAUAAUCUCCUUGGAGGGAAAAAUAUGGCAAUCAUUGGUGUAAAUAUAUGCAUAUGAAUAUAUAAACUGAGAAUACACAGCACAGUCAUUGACACUGGCUGAAAGUUAGGGAAAUUCCUUUUAGUUCUUUUUCUGUUACCCCUCUUUCAACAUUUUUUUUUUCCAAUACCAAAGAUUCAAAAUUAGGGGAAAUCAAAGCUACCAGUUCAAAUUCCCUUCUAGAAAGGACCAGUUCUAUGUUGAUUACCCAUCAAUUUUUUUUUUGUUUUCUUUCAGUGGUAUAUCUAUAUUGCCAGGGAAAUAUUCCCU